UAUAUCUUAAUCAUCGGUCAGUUUAAGUAAUGAGCAGCCCAAUGUUUUGGAACAUGAUGACGAUAAUUGCUGGACUUAGCAUGCUGCUGAUGAUUUCAGAUGCUGAAAUCCAGUGUAUACAGGGAGCUAACAGCACUGCUCCUUUCGUUAAUUGUCCUGUCGGUACUGUCUCCUGUUAUAGGCCCAAGCUAACAGAGCAUGUAGGGUUUGCCAGCGGAGUGGAUUACGGAUGUGGGCCGUGUGACCCGGAACUCUCGUUUGAGUGUGCGGAAUGCAGCGUGUCCGGGUGUAACCAGCCACCAGUGCUGGAGGAGAGUUACUCGUGCUACAACUACAAAGUAGCAGGAGGUGCUAUCACCAGACACCCAACUCUCACCACCUGUUGGAGAUCUAAAGGCUCAGCUAUCACCUGCAACAUGCCGGCCAGUACAGCAGAUUACAAAAGUGUUAGUGGUUGUGGACCAUGCGGGGAGACAGCAAAAGAACGGGGGACAUGUGUAGAAUGUUAUUCAGACUCUUGCAAUCAGAUCGUAAGAGAGAGUGAUCGUGCCCAUCUCCACCACCGAACAAGAAGAUCAGUCUCCGCUGAAUGUGUCUCCCAGUGUCCUUACAGCUAAUUGGUCACUAAUUGGUCACUAAGUUUCCCUACAGUUAAAGUUACGUUCCUCUUCUACAUAUCUAAACUAUUAGUUGUGCGACUUUUCCAUGUUAUCUGCUAUGCAGCUUAUACUGAGCGACCAAAUUCAGAAAAUGUCUUAAUAAUGAAAAACCAAUACAAAGCUAAGAAAAUAAGCAUUCGCACAUCGUGAUAAUGAUUAAUAUUAUAUUUAUAUCUCGAGUCAUAAAUGCUUAAAUAGUAAACUGGUUACUGGAAGCUCUCAAUCCGUUCCUCUUUUUGUGCUCAUCUCUCCUUACGUGCUCAUGCUCGAGGCCGGUUGCUGAUCACUCGACACUCAAGCAACAUAUAUUUUGUUAUAUUAAUGCUAUUCAUGCAAACAAGUAAAACGAAUCUGUUAUGUCAUGUAUCCUAUAUGAUUUUACAUUUUAAUUUUUUCUACAGAACAAACAGCAUUCAUAAAUAUUUUUAACUAAUAACGGGGGAUGACGGGGAUGCAGGCCUCAGUUUGUGUUUGUUGUUUUGAUCUACAAAUAAAGAAGAGUGUAUAAUGAAGUUCAAUUAAUUAAAUUCUUUUGAAUAAAUAAAGGUAACCAUUAUGUGUCGAGAUUAUUAUUUUUCUCUUAUAGUUUAUUCCAUCUGAUGUCUGAUUGUACCACCAUGUCUGUCGUAUAAUAUAGUUUUUAGACGUUAGUGUUACGAAUAAGCAGUUUAAAGGAAAUUGAGAAUUUUUUUGUUGGAGAAUUCUAAAUUAUUAAAGUUUUAUCUUUGUUUGGACAGCCGCUCUGACAUUAGUAGCUAGUACCAUUCUUGGUUACUAGUUGCUAAUAUGAGCGGGAUAUAAAUACUUUGUUAUUAUUAUUAUAAAGGGUCUCAAUAAGAGGUCUCGACUGCAUAGGCGUCAAACCUUGGCAGUCGGUAGUUUUCCUCUGGCCCGGGAUCAGCUGACCCUAGGGACCAGAGGGUAAAGGUGUAGAGACUAUGUGUAUCUACAAAUCUUUCGAGGUUGUUUUUACAAGAGACAGGGCUUGCUACGCAAGGGAAGAAAACCGGGAGAAACAAUCACAAAUUAUACAAAUAAAUAUUAUAAAACCUAGCAAAAAGAAAUUCAAACAAUCCUACACUACUACAAAUGUUUAUUACAUACUACAAUGUAAUACACGAUAAAUAAAUGCUGUAUAAACAAGAAACAGGGCUUGCAGGGCAAGGGACGGAACACAGGGACUGGCUACAGAGUGUAUAAAACAGUGAUUCAGCAAGUACCCAUUGGGUAUUGCUGAAUCUGACCCACAAAAUACCACAAUCAAUACAAGAAUAUACAAUAUUUAAACAAACAUCAUGUUUAUACAAGAAUCAGGGCAUGCAGAGC
This is a messenger RNA of Bolinopsis microptera, 1985 nucleotides long. RefSeq lists its product as uncharacterized. The transcript has 6 exons. NCBI's taxonomy places the organism in Eukaryota, Metazoa, Ctenophora, Tentaculata, Lobata, Bolinopsidae. The record is from RefSeq and is a predicted model, not a curated record. The coding region runs from base 30 to 617 and encodes 195 amino acids.